UUUCUGGUGACGUCAGUGUGGUGCUGUGCAGAGUCACUGCGUCUGCUGGAGUGUAAAUAAGGAAAGAUCUCGAAGCUGACUUGCGCCUUCUUCGAGUUACAGCUCAGUUCCCAUAACACUGACUUGGGAUCGUGACUCGAGUGAGAGCUUCGAGUCGCGAAGUUCGUCGUGUUUUCAAGCUGCCCUGAGGUAGCAUCGCCAGUUAGCAUUGUGAGCUAUCUGCUGAACAUCCGUGGGUCCGCCGCGGGUGAAUCCGCCUCUAUGCGCGGGGUUUAUCUCGUUGGUGUGGCCUGUACUUUGUGAACGCUGGGUGGCUCGUCACAGUUUGACUCCGCCCACCAUGGCGGCAGGCGAGACGGACCGCGAGGAGGAAACGUUGCAGACUGCCUUCAAGAAGCUGCGAGUGGAUGCUGAGAGCGCACUCGGAGCUGCGAGCGCUCCAGAGUCUCCCCGAGUAGCGACCAGGGUUUGUGCGGAUGUCGGCGCGGUCAAGUCCAAACUGGGCGGUGCCAAGGACAACUGGCACGGCUGCGUGAGGAAGACGUCGAGAGCGGCCAGUCGAACGCAACGGCGCCGCAGGUCCAAGUCGCCCAUCCUCCAAGCGGCCAGGUUCACCUACUGCAGCGCCUCCGCUCUGGCGCCUCCCGGUGGCUGCCUAAAGCAGCAGCGCCUGGCUGCGCCCACCGAGCCUCGUCCUGACAGAGGAAGUCCCGCCACCUGCAAAGACCUCGCUACUCCAGGCGCUCUUAGCCCCACCUCCACGGCCGUCUUCGGCUCGACCGCUGGUUAUGUUACGCCCGUGGGAGCUGCCGGGUCCUCGCCAGACUUCCCAGCUCGUCCUUUACCGGCUGCACAUCCCAGAAGGGACGAGGAAUGUUCUGGAAGAGUACAUGAGACCGUUGCCGAGUCAGCCGACUUCCAGGCUUUAUCCAAACUGCACAGCUGCACGUGCACUCUGACCGACGCUGUCACGGAACGGCAGGAUGUGAGCGAGUGUCCGUGCCGGUCCAAAGUUGACGGCUGGAACAGCGUGGAGGCGUACUCCUUCACGGGACUGCGUGAUGUCAUCUCAGAGUGCGAGCACCAACAGGCCCCACCCAGAACUGACUGUAGUGCCACCGCUUCUCUGUUGUCUUCCUCGCCAGCAUCUCCUCGCUCGUGCUCAGAGCAGGCGCGCGUCUUUGUGGACGACGUGACCAUCGAGGACCUGUCUGGCUACAUGGAGUUUUACCUGUACAUCCCCAAGAAGAUGUCGCACAUGGCAGAGAUGAUGUACACCUGAAGCACGGCUCACAGGUCACAUGACCGGACACGCUUCCUCUUUUCUUCAAUAAAGUCAAAAAUCCAACUUUUCUUCUUUAAUUUU
Dunckerocampus dactyliophorus (ringed pipefish) is the source of this 1366-nucleotide messenger RNA. It is a transcript of the gene oser1, whose product is annotated as oxidative stress responsive serine-rich 1. The record is from RefSeq and is a predicted model, not a curated record. The transcript is spliced from 4 exons. Gene Ontology annotation, biological process: cellular response to hydrogen peroxide. Bases 341 to 1282 code for a protein of 313 amino acids. Lineage: Eukaryota; Metazoa; Chordata; Actinopteri; Syngnathiformes; Syngnathidae.